AUGUGGCUCCGCGAUACAGCGCGACGUCAAGCAAAGCCGGCCCUCCUCGUUCGGACGCUCCGCACCUCUGCAAACCGAGGAAACGCGGGUUCGCGAGCAGUAACAGGUAGGCGGCGUGAAAGCGCGUCUUCGGCUUCUGAGCCGGGCCCUUGUUCCCCUCCGCCGCGACCCGAGCCACCCGUGAGAGAGGCUGCGUCGACGACGCCCGUCCGGCUUCAACAUCGUCAAGCCCGGUGCAAAUUGCAGAGCCAGGGCAUGUACGAUUACGAAGUACCUCUAGGUGGCUCCGUCCGUACACACAGCAGGCCCGCCGGUAUUGGCGAUGCGGUGCCAGUGUCGGGUGCAAAUCACGCAUGCCUUCUGUCAUUCAUUGACACUGGGGCACCACCUGGGCGAUUCUGCACUCCCAUCUGCCUGGUGCUUGUCUGGUGCUUGAAGAUCCCGCAGGGCCCGGCCAAGCGCAGAACUGGUCGAAUGCAGCGACCGCGGGCGGUCACGACUCUCUUCAUGCCUACCUGCUGCGUGUACCCGUCAUGCGCUUUGCCCGAGGCCGACGCGAGGGAGGGCGGCUUGCAUCCGGUUGUUCUCUCCCUCGCAGACCCUACUAGGAUUUCACAAGGUUUUUUAAUGGGAUGGGAGGGAGCAGGGCCCUGGGCCGAAGCGUUCGUGUGGCGUGGCCACCGCUGGGCCGUCGCCACCACCCUCGGCAAUAACAUUUUACGAGUGCCAGCUUUCCCUCCGCGGACUGGCAAACGUCCCCAGGGCAUGGGGCCAGCACAAUUGACAACAGGAGCAGGGUCAACCCGGCAUUGCAUAGUGCGGCCAUGUCCGACGUGUCGCUUUGUGGGAAUAACGACGAGGUGUUGUCCUGGGCAUCUUGCUCAAGGGGCGAGGCGAGCUGCUCCUUUGAUUUCGCCUCUGCCUUUGAACACUGUACGAAGUAGAGCAGGCGGCGAGCGCGGCAGGCGACUGUAUGAAGUCGACAGCAGUGAAGUGUUUCGAUUCCGGGCGACUCAGCCAUAG
Messenger RNA from Purpureocillium lilacinum, 1023 nucleotides. The record is from RefSeq and is a predicted model, not a curated record. NCBI's taxonomy places the organism in Eukaryota, Fungi, Ascomycota, Sordariomycetes, Hypocreales, Ophiocordycipitaceae.